AUGCCCAACAUAGGCCGACCAAGUCGUGACUGCAAUUCAUGCCGGAAAAGACGCAUCAAGUGCGAUCUUAAAUAUCCAGAGUGCGGCCAAUGCUUGCGAAAAAGAUGGUCUUGUUCGGGCUACCGGAAGGACAGCGAUGUGCUCUUUCGAACAGAGACCCUAAUCUCAUUUCCAGACAAUCAAAGUAAAGACCGCCGCAAAAAACAGAUACAGCAAAUACAACAACGAGAGAAUGGUGUCUCCUUCAAAAAGCAAGAAGAUUUCGAUUCCUCCGCAAAAGGACUCUCGCCUUAUCGAAAGCAAAUUAUGAUACACGAUCAGUUAUCCGAGAACUGGGAUAACCACUUCAUACCUCUGGCUUUGGCCGGAUUGAGGAUAUCUGCUGAUAUGCCGUUGACUAUGCUCAAUGCUAUUUCGAAUAUAAUUUCACAGAAUGAUCAUGAAUCUCCCCUUUACAAGGCCUUGAAUGCUGUGGGAUAUACCUUUCUAGCAAGGACCAAUCCCUCAAAGAACACUUUGGCUCAGCGCAUAAAAGCAUAUCGGAAUGCUCUUACAGCAGUAAAUUCUACUCUUCGCGACUCCCAGAAGUGCAGAACAAACACUACUCUGCUCACUGUAUGGGUGCUUGGACUUUAUGAGUUUCUCGCCGACCCAACGAAUGCAGGAUGGCACAUCCACAGCCAAGGUCUGAUCAACUUAUUUCGAUUGCGUGGUUCUGAGAAUUAUGCAACGGAGGAUGGAAGAUACCUGUACCUGCUCUUUUUCAACAGCUUUCAAAUACAAGCCAUCAGAACUGGCGAGGAAAGCUACAUCACCGAGUCUAUCACACUGAUUCAUGAGAUCGCUGAUCAUUGUAAUUCGUCCGAAUAUUUGCCCCUUCGAACUUGUAUCUUCACAUACCAUUGUGCGCUUCAGUGCAGUCGAAUCCGGAAACUACUCAAUGAAGCCACUGAUGCCAAGUUGCUUUCUAGCUCAGAAUCUAUCUUGCAAGAUAUGGAUAACAUUGAGAAAGCAACUUAUCCUCUCAGUCAUAAGAGUUUCAUUACCGAAAAUAAAGUUGAAGCUCCAGUGCGCAUUGCACACGAUGACGACAGCCCCGGAAAAGAUACAAACCAUCCGAUGGAGGUUGAUUCCUUGUAUCGCGGUUCAAUCAUGUACAGGGUCAACUGGCGGAUACGAGUAUCAUUCUUUGUUUUAGAAUUCUUGCAACGAGUGUCUACAUCCCCGCGCAACAAUCUCUAUGCCUCGGAGACCAUGGGUAGAUAUGGCAAAAAUAUCCGGCUCCUAUCGGAUGAUAUCAAGGAGAUACACAAUGUCUAUACCCGAAAAAUACAGAAGCACAUCAAUCUUCUUCGCAUAAGAUCCCAUAGCCACACUGCCGAGAAUCAGUCAGUUAAAGCCGAAAUUGCCGGUCUAAAGGCCGCGCUCGAUAAAUACGCAAAGCAGAAUGAGUCAUUAAAAGGCAAAAUUCGCGCCCAGCAGUCCGAAAUGCAGGUGUGGAAGGACCAUGCCUGGGGUUUACUACUACAGUAUGCUCGUCUAUUGAGGAAGGUCUAUUCGUUGGACGACAAAGUUGGGCGUCUUAGUGAGGAAGUUAGAAAACGCGAUGUAUCAAACAAAUGA
This is a messenger RNA of Talaromyces marneffei, 1623 nucleotides long. RefSeq lists its product as uncharacterized. The transcript is spliced from 5 exons. Lineage: Eukaryota; Fungi; Ascomycota; Eurotiomycetes; Eurotiales; Trichocomaceae. Gene Ontology annotation, biological process: regulation of DNA-templated transcription. Gene Ontology annotation, molecular function: zinc ion binding; DNA-binding transcription factor activity, RNA polymerase II-specific. The coding region runs from base 1 to 1623 and encodes 540 amino acids. The record is from RefSeq and is a predicted model, not a curated record.